Messenger RNA from Nelumbo nucifera (sacred lotus), 2845 nucleotides. RefSeq names its product myosin heavy chain-like protein (gene MEE13). The record is from RefSeq and is a predicted model, not a curated record. NCBI's taxonomy places the organism in Eukaryota, Viridiplantae, Streptophyta, Magnoliopsida, Proteales, Nelumbonaceae.
CUGCGUAUGUAUGAAAGCGUCGAUCGGAUUGUUGGACCAAGUCGUCGCCACCUGGCUCCUGCAUUCAUUGCCACUAGCCAUUGGAUGUUCCGUAUGUACUGUUAACCGUUGAUCGCCGGUUAACCAUUUUAAAGAACCUCCAACUUGUUCUCUUCUCCCUCGAACCCCUCUCUUCAUGUUCACACAAAUCUAGGUAGCUCUUUUCUCUCUCUUUUCCUAUCUUAUUGCGCAAGACAGAGAACACAAACACAAUGGGACAGGGGGGAGAGAAAUCAACUAACAGCAAAAGGGACAAUGGCAACGAAGCAACCAGAGAAAGAAAUGAAAGAUCUCUCGUUUUGAUCGGUUGAUUGAGAAGAAAGAGAACAAAGGAGAACACCCAAAUCAUCACUUCCGGAGACGUCUGAGGUGUUGAAUUUGCCAGUAACAAAUCUAGGUAGCUCUUUUCUUUCUCUCUUUUCUUAUCUUACUACGCAAGACAAAGAACACAGACGCAAAGGGACAGAGGGGGGAGAAAAAUCAACUAACAGCAGAAGGGACAGUAGCAACCAAGAAACCAUAGAAAGAAAUGAAAGAUCUCUCGUUUUGAUCGGUUGAUGGAGAAGAAAGAGAACAAUAGUGAACACCCAAAUCAUCACUUCUGGAGACGUCUGAGGUGUUGAAUUUUCCAGCAUGGAUGAAAAUGUGGACAACAGUGAAUCCUUGAUUGGCCGUAUUCAACAGUUGGAACAUGAGCGUGAUGAAUUGCGUAAAGAUAUUGAACAAUUGUGCCUGCAGCAAGCUGGACCCAGCUACCUCGUUAUUGCUACUAAGAUGCAUUUUCAAAGGACAUCUGCCUUGGAGCAGGAGAUUGAGAACUUGAAGAAGAAGUUGGCUGCUGCUACAAGAGAUAAUCUAAACCUUCAAGAGGAGCUAUCAGAAGCAUAUCGUAUCAAGAGCCAGCUAGCAGAUUUACAUAGUGCAGAGGUCUCAAAGAAUAUGGAAGCAGAAAAGCAGGUUAAAUUUUUUCAAGGUUGUGUUGCUGCUGCAUUUGCUGAGAGGGACCAUUCUCUGGUGGAGGCUGAGAAGGCUAAGGAAAAGGAGGAGCUUAUGUCACAGAAAUUAAAUGAUUUCCAGAGAAGGUUAGAGGAGCUUACUUCAGAAUGCCUUGAAGAAAGAAAACUUAGUUCUACAUUACAGGUGGAUUUAGCAAUGCUAAAGGACCAGAAUGAAAAUUUCAAAAAGGUUAUUAAUAAGUUCUAUGAGAUCAGAGAAAGCACUUUGGGUGGCUAUGAGGAUAGGAAUUGGGAUGACAAAUGUGCUUGUCUUUUACAAGAUCCUACAGAAAUGUGGAGUUUUGAUGAUAGUAGGAUAGCUUCCACCUCUAAAUAUAUCGGUGCUUUAGAAGAAGAGCUGGAAAGAUUAAGAUGCUCAGUGGAUAAUCUUCAAAACAAGCUUCGAGUGGGAUUGGAGAUUGAAGAUCACCUAAAGAAGAAAAUCCACAAAUUGGAAAAGAAGAGGAUUCUUUCGGAUGACGUGAUUAUGAAAAGAAUAUCAGAGUUGCGCCAUUUUUACACUCUGCACCGAUUUGACAUUAAGAAUUUACUUGAGAAAGAAAAUGCUCAGUUUACUUCAAUGAUUGAUAUGGUAAAAGCAGAGCUGAGCCAAUUUCACAUGAGCAGCAUUCAAACUUUUGAGUCUCCCAGGAGAGAUGAAAGGUUCGAUGACAUUGAAUAUCGAGAUGUUCAUAUAACUAAUGAUGCUCACCCCAAUGUUGUGGCUGAGAAGAAAGGUCUAGUUGAAGCAAACAUUGUAGCUGAUGAGACACUUAAUACCUCAGAUGCUCUUGCACAGGCACUUAGAGAGAAGGUUGCUGCACUAUUGCUUCUAUCUCAACAGGAAGAAAGGCAUUUAUUGGAGAGGAAUGUAAAUGUAGCUCUCCAGAAGAAGAUAGAGGAGCUUCAGAGAAACUUAUUACAAGUGACUAAUGAGAAGGUGAAGGCUCUUAUGGAGUUGGCUCAAUUGAGGCAGGAAUAUCAACUACUUCAGGAAAACAUCAGUCAUGAAAUGAAUCAGGGAAGUCAUUUGGCUAACAUUGGACACAGAAGCAUUGCUACUCAUGAAAAAGAUGGAAGAUUGAGAAACUUGUUGAAGAAAACAUAUCUGCGCCGUUGGGUUGGUAGACUUGAAGCAAGUGGAAAUGAAGCCGAUGAUAGCAUAAAUAAUCAAGGCAUUUUCACCAAUAAAAGAUCUAACCAAGCUGUGGAUUUUGCAAGGAUCAAGGUUGAAAAUGCAAGCCUUAAAGAAAGCUUAGAAAGUAUGGAUCACCUGACUUCUUUGAUUCACAGACUCCGUAUCUCACUUUUAAAGGUUAAAGACCCUGCAACAUUCCAAGAUCCUGUUACCAGUACACCUAAAGCCCUGGAUGAAAUUAUUGCCGAGGCUAAACUUAUGAAGACUGCUCUUAGUAGCUCUCUUCCAAUUAGCUGGUCAGCUGAUGCUGACCCUGGAACACAUGGUGGAAAUAGCAAUGAUGUGUCAUGCGAUGGUUCUGGGGACUCUUGGAGUGAGAAGGUUGAUUCUGUUUCUGCUGCUGGAUUGGAGAUGGUGGAGCUCCUGAUACUGGCAUGCCAGAAUCUUAAGGAGAGUAACGGAAAUGAUUAAUAUGACAGGUUCAUGAUCAGGAUCCAUAUAGCUAUCCUGCCUUUUAAGCAUUGUUUUAUUGUGGAUCAGCAACAUCAAAUGUCUAGUUAGUAAUUAUCAAUACAAAGUAAUGUAAAUGGUUCAGUGUUGUCUUAUAUUUGUAUAUAACACCUUUGUAUUAAAUAAAAUAUUGGGGAAAUUAGUUAUCCCUCGUGUGUAUUCA